CUGUAUCUAGCCAACCAACGUGACCGUGACACAUCUCCAAUAUUAUUCAGAGGACUGGUUUUGGAAGUGGUAUAUACCUGUAAAACAAUGAAAUUUAUUUACAAAGAGGAGCACCCGUUUGAGAAAAGGAGGUCAGAGGGAGAGAAAAUAAGGAAGAAGUACCCGGACCGGGUGCCAGUCAUAGUGGAGAAAGCACCCAAAGCCAGGAUAGGUGACUUGGACAAGAAGAAAUAUCUUGUACCUUCUGACCUCACAGUCGGACAGUUCUACUUCCUUAUUCGGAAGAGGAUUCACCUCAGAGCUGAAGAGGCCUUGUUCUUCUUUGUUAAUAACGUAAUUCCCCCAACAUCAGCCACAAUGGGCCUUCUGUACCAGGAACACCACGAGGAAGAUUUUUUCCUCUACAUUGCCUACAGUGACGAAAGUGUCUAUGGAGGCAGCCAAACAGUUGUCUGAACAUCAUUACAUGCACAAGGGACUUGACUCCCCCCCCCCCCCCCCCCAUCACAAAACAGGAAAAAAUAAAGUUUUCUUGUGUUGGCUACAAAUGACAAAUGCACUUUGAAUCUGUCUUGGCCCUUAUGUCUUUAUUGUUUUUCACUAUUAAAGCCCAAAGAUGUCCCUC
Molecule: messenger RNA, 625 nt
Organism: Osmerus eperlanus (European smelt)
Lineage: Eukaryota; Metazoa; Chordata; Actinopteri; Osmeriformes; Osmeridae
Product: gamma-aminobutyric acid receptor-associated protein
Exons: 4
Coding region: 88-456 (122 amino acids)
Biological process (GO): cellular response to nitrogen starvation; macroautophagy; autophagosome assembly
Cellular component (GO): autophagosome membrane; cytosol; autophagosome
Molecular function (GO): GABA receptor binding; ubiquitin protein ligase binding
Source: RefSeq, a predicted model, not a curated record